AUGAUGAAAUGGGUGAAACAUGAUGUCAAAAACAGAAGAAAAAUCUUCCAAGAUCUGUUUAGCUUGCUGAAACUUGGAGAUUUAUCUCUCGAAUUCCUAAAAGAGACAGUUCGAAUUGAACCCUUAGUGAAAAAAUCAGAUAAAUGCAAUGAUUCGCUUAUCGAUGAAUUAUUUUCACGAGCAUCUUUAAAAGCUGAAGAAAAGCCGAAGGCAGAGCAACCUUUGGCUCUACCAGUUUCAAAGGAUGAUGAGGAAGGAUCUUCUGUCAUUGGAGGGGCAUCUGGUUAUGGCACUGCCAGUUCCAGACCAGCUAAUGGUGCAGAAUCUCAGUCUUCAAGUCAAACUACUUCUGGUCUAAGAAUCAUCAACGAACAACCAUCUGGUGGGGGGAUGAGAUGGAGUAGGUCGGGAGAAUCACUGCCAGGGUUUGAAAGAUGGAGGACUUAUGUCAUCACCUACUCAUUUCCUGCUGGAAGUCUGAUGGGGGUUUCAUAUGAAGCUCAAGAAUUCACUGAAUAUUUGCCAUGGAAUGGUAAUGGAGAUGAAUGUGACAACUUACUCAGACAAGCAUUCGAUGCAGGAUUGAUUUUCAAGAUUCAGGAAGUUGAUGACAGAAAAGGAAAAAUUGUUUGGAACGAUGAGUUUCCUCAUAAGACUAAUAAAACUGGAGGAUCAGAGAACAAUGGAUAUCCAGAUCCAAACCAUCCAAUGAAACUGAGAGAAGCAUUGAGGGUGAAAGGAUUUGAGCGUGAUUAUUCAAUACCGGUGAGAUAA
This is a messenger RNA of Styela clava, 774 nucleotides long. The record is from RefSeq and is a predicted model, not a curated record. Lineage: Eukaryota; Metazoa; Chordata; Ascidiacea; Stolidobranchia; Styelidae.